Messenger RNA from Tigriopus californicus, 776 nucleotides. RefSeq lists its product as uncharacterized. The coding region runs from base 105 to 626 and encodes 173 amino acids. NCBI's taxonomy places the organism in Eukaryota, Metazoa, Arthropoda, Copepoda, Harpacticoida, Harpacticidae. The record is from RefSeq and is a predicted model, not a curated record. The transcript has 2 exons.
UCAGCGGCUGCUGGUCUCCUGUAGGCAGGUGAUCUUUCAGAAAUGGGAGUAGAAAGAUAGUUCUUUUUCUCUCUCGUCAGUUUUUAGCCCAGUCGUCAUCGGUCAUGUGCGGUCCCACCUACCAAUGUUGCUUUUGUUUCCCCAUCGAAGGCGGGGUUCGAGUCAUUGCCAUACUCUGUCAACUGCCCGAAAUGGCUGCAUUCGGAUAUGAAUUGUGGAUGACAUUGGAGAAUAAUGGAUCCUUUCGCAUCCAAUCGGGAGGAGAGAAUGCCUCGCCCAUGAUUUAUAAGAUUGUCGGACUAAGCUUCGUUUUCGUUGUGGCCAGUCUCACCAACGUUUUACUCUUCAUUGGGGUCCUUAAAGAAAAGAGGUGGUGGAUUCUCCCAUGGUUGUUAUUCAACAUGUUGGCCAUCGUUGUCAUUGGCUUCAGUAUACCUUUGCUCAUCAUUUGGUUCCUCUUCAUCUCACCUGUUCCCAUCUUGACACUUCUGGCAUUCAUUCCACUAAUGGUCAGCUUCACUCUCCUGGUAUUUUGGGUUCACGUAAACGGAUACUUCAUCAAAUUAGGGAUCGACGAAAUCAAAAGAGCUCACAACGAUUCUAUGGAUAUACCUCUAUCGACAUAAAAGGGCUUACUAUAAGAAUGCUGAAAGUGAUCAAAUCUUGAAAAAAAUCAUAGGUCCCAUUUUGAUGGAGAAUGUCAUGAUUUCAUUCGAGGUUCAAGUCGAAAGAAAGCCUGGAACUAUAUGUAUAAACAUCAUUCGUCAUUCAAAACA